AUGGAAGGCGUUGUAGCCCCGCAGCCACGGGAGCCUCAACCAGUAUCGUUCUCUCGUGCUGAAACAGAAGACAUCGCAGAAGCCCAAUCGAGUGAAGCCCAGUUAACCCAUAGACAGUUUAUUGUUGGUGUUGAUUUUGGAACAACUUAUUCAUCCGUUUCGGUUCUCUGCAUUCCGAAAGGUGACGCUGGUGACAUCGCGGUCCAAAAGGACGAAAUCGUCAAUAUUUCGAAUUACCCGAACGCGCCAUCACAUCACAACGAGAGCCGCGUUGACGUGCCCACCGAGUCCUGGUACACAAAAAGAUCGCCAUAUUGCAACCCAGUAUACCAUGAUGAAGUCAACGACGUUGACGCCUCCGACGACGUUGAAGCGUCCGACGACGAAGGUGACAAUAUUAUCGACUCGGAUACUAUGGACAUUGAUGAGGUUGAUGACGAGGAGGACGAGCGUAAGUCAUUGUACUGGGGAUAUGAAGUUCGGCAAGCAAUUAGACAGCACUGCGAACCCAACAAUCUCGCAAGCCCUAUCCACAGGUUUAAGUUGCUUCUUGACAGGGGUGAACUUACCAGAACAAUUCGAGAAGAACUUGCGCCAACCGUGCAAACCCUUAAGGAGCGGAAGAUCAUUAAAGGGGAGAUUGAUCUGAUUGCAGACUUCCUAACAAAAUUGUUUUCCCACACCAAACACCAAAUGCGUCGACAGUACCAAUACGAGGGAACCGAGUCUAUAAAAUUUGUCUUGUGCAUUCCUGCCAUAUGGUCUCAAAAGGCAUGCCGUGUCAUGCAAACGGCAAUGACUACAGCGCUUCAAAGAGUAGAGUUCAUCACGGAAGCUUUUCAUGAUGUUGACAACCUCCUCAUUGUCCAUGAACCGGAAGCGGCAGCAUUUUAUGUGUUGGCAGAAUCUAGAGAUAUUGAGUUGGGCGAAGCGUUUGUCCUCCUCGAUGCCGGUGGCGGGACUGUUGACGCUGUCACGUACAAGGUGACAAGUACCUUACCUCUAAAACUUGAAAGAGAAGCAGGAACCCCAGGUGGCGCCCUCUGUGGGUCCAGCUAUCUUAACGAGAACUUUAGUAGACUGAUCAGGGAUCGUUUGGCCGGUGAAUACUACUUGAUUGACAAUGGAUACCCGGUAGAAAGGAAAAUAGAUUUCAUCCUCGAGGAGUUUGAGAAUAGGGUGAAAAGAACAUUUAACCCUAGAGAAAAACGCAAAAUAGAGGUUUUUAUGUUUGAUGGGCUGAGGGAAAAUACGGAAAAGAAAUUUAGACCGCACGAAAUGCGCGUUGACAUCAACUCCACACGCAAGGACCCGACUAAACGAUGGCUUCGUCUCUGGGACCUAAGGAAAGACAUGCUGUCGAUUUUCAAUCCGUGUCUCGAACAAAUAUCCCGGCUCAUGCUGCAACAAAUUGAGCAGGCAGAAGCCCAUCAGGUUUUUGUUACGAAAGUGUUACUCAUUGGCGGGUUUGCCGCAUCUCCUGCCCUUGAGUACCAUCUGAGGAAAGAGCUUAGACAGUUCUCCAACAGACGUAACCGUCAAGUGGGGAUACUGGCGCCGAGGCUGCGCGGAGCAGCUGUGGCCUCUGGUGCUGUUCUAUGGGCGAUGAAGAACAAUGAGGAUGAUCCCAAGCGUGAGAUAUAUUGCAGUUAUGGAUUGUUACGCACAGAGCCUUACGAUCCAGAAUUUUAUCCAGCGCAUAAAUCCCAAUCUAGAAGGAAGAGGCGGGACAAAUAUGAUAAUGAGUUCUAUAUUAAGAACACCAUAUAUUGGUUUGUUAACAAGGGGAUGGUGGUUGAAUCCACUAACCGUGUUAGGACCAUUCCGGUCACACAUUAUUUUCCGACGAGACCCUCUCAGAAAUUCCUUUGCGAAGAAAUCCUCUAUGUGUCUGACAAAAAUCACGAAUCUCACUAUGAGCGGGGUCAUGAAAAGAAUAAAGGCUAUGAAGAAGCGGGCAAGAUCGUUGUGGAUAUGACAUUUUUGAAAACAGAGGGCCACAUCCAGCCUAUCGUGCCGCCUGAGACAAACGUCCGGAAACAUUAUCGAGUAACCUUCGAUCUCGUUCUAACAAUUAGCGGUAGAAAUUUGCAUUGCGUGGCGCGGUAUCCUUGCGGGGCUUCUGACAACGAUGCCAUUAGGCAGAAAGCGCGUAUUUGCAUUGCAUCGGCGUUCUUGAAGGAAAUGGAAGAUGGUGGCUAG
Molecule: messenger RNA, 2202 nt
Organism: Coccidioides immitis RS
Lineage: Eukaryota; Fungi; Ascomycota; Eurotiomycetes; Onygenales; Onygenaceae
Exons: 8
Coding region: 1-2202 (733 amino acids)
Source: RefSeq, a predicted model, not a curated record